AUGGCGUGGACGCUAGUAACGCCGUCAUCAAGAGGGAUCGGGUUCGCGUUGACGCGUCAUCUACUACGAACGCUUCCUCCAACAAUCCCAGUUGUCGCAACAGCACGAUCAGACCUACCAGGGGUCAAGGAGAACCUUCUUGCAUCACUUGAGCUGUCUCCAAAACAAGCAGCUAGGCUGGAUGUUCGAGGAUGCGACGUCCUUUCCGAACCUUCCAUCGAGCAGCUGGCAGAAUAUUGCAAAGAUCGAUAUAACGACAGAGCCAAGGACAAGAAUGCGCACUUGCGCUUGGGAUUCAUGAUUCCUGGCAUGUUAGUCCCCGAGAGGGCUCCGGACAAGAUAGAGUACGAGUCUGCUCUGGAUACAUUGAAGCUCAAUCUCUUGGCACCCAUGAUGCUUGUGAAGCAUUUCGUCGGCUUUCUGCCACGAAAAUCGACAACGCUUGAGCCAGAGGACGGUCUUCCGGAUCCGGCUGUACUGGCAUUGAUGAGUGCCAGGGUCGGCUCCAUAAGCGACAAUCGCUUGGGUGGUUGGUACAGCUAUCGUGCGUCAAAGGCAGGCUUAGGCCAGCUUGUUAAGUGCACGGAUAUCUUCCUAAAGAUGAAGACUGGUACUAAGGCCAUGUGCAUCGGGCUCCAUCCGGGGACGGUCAAAACUGGUCUGAGUGAGGAAUUUUGGGAGAGCACAGCAAAGGAAAAGCUUUUCAGUCCCGAGUUCGCCGCGGAAAGGUUGCUUGGGGUCGUCGAAGGCCUGGAAGAAGCCAAUGGGGGAAGAUGUUGGGACUGGCAAGGCAAGGAGAUUCCUCCAUGA
Cladophialophora yegresii CBS 114405 is the source of this 810-nucleotide messenger RNA. RefSeq lists its product as uncharacterized. The coding region runs from base 1 to 810 and encodes 269 amino acids. Lineage: Eukaryota; Fungi; Ascomycota; Eurotiomycetes; Chaetothyriales; Herpotrichiellaceae. The record is from RefSeq and is a predicted model, not a curated record. The transcript has a single exon.